AUGCUGCCGUGCCUCCAAGAGCUCAGCAUCAGCGGGUGCAAAAGCUUCCGUGACUUGACUGAUGAGUUCACCUCCCUCACCUGCCUGGAGAGCUUGACCAUUUCCUCUUGCCCCGUGUCCACUCUACCUGAAAACUUCGGCAACCUGCCAGCCUUGAAAACGCUGGUGCUGCGCACCCUGCGGCUUAGCCAUUUCCCUGCUUCCUUCACCAGACUCGCAUCUCUGGAGUCGCUUUUUGUGUUUUGGUGCAUCGGGGUGGACACGCUACCUGCAGGGUUUGGCCGCCUCACUGCACUGCAGACUCUCAGCCUUGAAUGGCUGAUGAAUCUGGACCUUCCAGAAGAUUUGGGGGGACUCACCAAUCUCCAAACCUUCCAUCUCACCAAAAACACGGAAGAGCAGCUGCCGCCCUCAUUCACGCAGCUGGCGUCACUGACCAGGUUGGAGCUGGAUCGGUGCGAGAUUGCCGAGCUUCCUGCGGGCAUGGCGGAGAUGACAAACCUGCAGGAGCUUUGUCUUCGGAAGUGCCCGGCCAUCAACGAGCUUCCGGAAUUUGUGACGGCGCUGGUCAACCUUCAAGUGCUGAGGAUUCAGGAGUGUCGCCGUCUCUCAUCGGUUCCCAGGAGGCUGGACAGCCUCACCAGGCUGAAAGAGUUGGAGCUGAGGAAAUGUUGGCUGCUGAGAGAAGCCCCACAGGUUCUGCCAUUCAGUCUCCAGGCACUAUCUUACUUCGAAAACAGUCAGCACAUGGUGUCUCCGCCAGACAUUUCAAGGCUUACCGAGCUCAGGGUGCAGCUGGGCGAAGAUGCAGAGGGGUUUCUGUCCCUGUUGGCAAGGCUACCUCGCCUCCGCGUCUUGACGCUCAAGGAGGCCCGCAGCUUGAACAGGCUGGUGGAAUCUGACGGCCCGCCGUUGCAGGAGCUACGGCAGCUGAACAUCCACACCACGGGUGAAGAACUCACGGCACUGCCUGCUGCCAUCACCACUCUCCACCGCCUCACAUCCAUUCAGAUCCAUGCGCGGAGGUUAUCUUCCCUUCCAGAUGCCAUUGGGGCAUUCUCAAGGCUGCGCAGGCUGGACUUAUCCAACUGCUGGUCCCUCACGCAUCUCCCUGCUUCCCUCACGCAACUCUCCUGCCUGCAUCAUCUCAACAUCAGCAACACCCACAUCCGCCUGCUUCCUGCUGGCUUUGCUCAGCUCAGCAGACUGAAGUUCCUUGACCUUCAGAAUUGCAAGCAGCUUCUGGCUCUGCCUUACGACAUAGGAGAUCUUAGAAUGCUCCAACAGCUUCUAAUCAAGGGCUGUGACAUGCUCCAUAUUUGA
Messenger RNA from Closterium sp. Yama58-4, 1323 nucleotides. Lineage: Eukaryota; Viridiplantae; Streptophyta; Zygnematophyceae; Desmidiales; Closteriaceae. The record is from the annotation of a GenBank genome assembly.